This is a messenger RNA of Acipenser ruthenus (sterlet), 4480 nucleotides long. RefSeq names its product merlin-like. Gene Ontology annotation, biological process: positive regulation of protein localization to early endosome; regulation of organelle assembly; regulation of gliogenesis. The coding region runs from base 1047 to 2831 and encodes 594 amino acids. Gene Ontology annotation, cellular component: adherens junction; apical part of cell; filopodium. The transcript is spliced from 16 exons. Gene Ontology annotation, molecular function: cell adhesion molecule binding; actin binding. The record is from RefSeq and is a predicted model, not a curated record. Lineage: Eukaryota; Metazoa; Chordata; Actinopteri; Acipenseriformes; Acipenseridae.
AUCGGAGUUAGAUGGGCGGGUUUAUGGCCUUCUCCACGGCAGGCAUGUUAGGGUAGUCUCAGUUUGCUCAAGUUUUGUCGCUGUUUGGUUUUUAAUUUUUGUAACUUGGGAGUCGUUUUAUUAUUAUUUUUUUAAAGGUAUAUUUUUAUGGGUUAUAGAAAAUUAAUAGAACGUAGUUGUUUUGUUUCAGAACUGCGAUGGAAUGAAAUACAAAAACAGAAGACAAACUGCUGGGGGAAAAAAACCCAUCAACACAGCAUGUUCGCGUGAAGUGGAAUGAAUCACACAGACAAUGCGUGGAUUUAAACCAGCUGCUACGCGUUCUGGAUACGAAACGUGAGGUUGCUUCAUAGCUGUGUAACGGACUUUGCUUGCAUUUCACAGUGCAGAAUCGAAACUGCGUUUUUUUGGGGUUUCGCUGCAGCCGGCAGGAGUCGAAGAGGCUACGUAGUUGUACAGCUGUCGUGUGAGUCAUUACCACAACAAACCUCUGUGAAAACAACUCAACAUCACUUCGUGUAUUUACAACGAGAUUUAAGAAGUACGAAACACGCAUUGAGAAGGGAUUAACUACUGUUAACUAAGAGAAUGACAGCAAAGGCGAUUUUAAACGAGACUUAAUAACAGAUGUUAAUUCUGUAUACGGACCCCAGGUUGUAUAUUCUUUGGUGAGAAAAUUCAUUAACAUACACAACUAUACGACUUAAAUGGUGAUUUUAACAAAUUGAUCUUUAAUACAAUGAUAAAGUGCUGAAUGAUCUCUUGUAUAAAGGAAGAUUUACAAGAAAAUCGGUUAAAUGGAACUCAAAAACGCACUCCGCCUUUCAUCAUCAGCAGCACCCGGACCUCUCUCUCUCGCUGUGAAACUUCUUUCUGUUGCCAUAGAGACUUGAACUCUUUCGAUUUGUCUCGGAGCAUUGGCAUUCUUAUUUCUUUACCCGAAAUAAAACGUAGCUUGACGACCAACCAUUUGAUGUGCUUUAGAGACGGAAUUUCUAACUUGAGUAUAAAUUCCAGUUUUUCUUUUUUUUAAAAUUUGUUUGACCAUGGCACGUGCCCUAGCGUCCAGGAUGGGUCUGAGCUCCCUGAAGAGGAAGCAGACCAAAAGCUUCAGCGUGAGGAUCGUCACGAUGGAUGCAGAGAUGGAGUUCAGCUGUGAGGUCAAAUGGAAAGGGAAGGACUUGUUUGACCUGGUGUGUAGGACCGUGGGGCUCAGGGAGUCCUGGUUCUUUGGACUUCAGUACAAUAUAAAGGACACUGUCGCCUGGCUCAAAAUGGACAAGAAGGUCUUGGAUCACGAUGUAUCUAAAGAAGAGCCAAUCACCUUCAAUUUCCUGGCCAAAUUCUACCCGGAAAACGCAGAGGAGGAGCUUGUACAGGACAUCACACAGCACCUCUUCUUCCUGCAGGUGAAGAAGGAGAUUUUGGAUGAAGAAAUCUAUUGCCCACCUGAAGCUUCAGUCCUUCUGGCUUCCUACGCUGUGCAGGCAAAGUAUGGAGAUUAUGACCCUGGUGCGCACAAGCCUGGGUUUCUGGCUCAAGAAGAACUGCUUCCGAAGAGGGUGAUAAACCUGUACCAGAUGACACCUGAGAUGUGGGAGGAAAGAAUUGCUGCCUGGUAUGCAGAACACAGAGGGAGAACAAGGGAUGAGGCAGAGAUGGAGUAUUUGAAGAUAGCACAGGAUCUUGAGAUGUACGGCGUGAACUACUUUUUCAUUAGGAACAAAAAGGGAACCAAUUUGCUGCUGGGGGUGGAUGCUAUGGGACUUCAUAUUUACGAUCCUCAGAACAAACUCACUCCGAAAAUCUCCUUCCCGUGGAACGAAAUCCGCAACAUUUCCUACAGCGACAAAGAGUUUGCAAUAAAGCCCUUGGACAAAAAGAUUGACGUGUUCAAGUUUAAUUCUUCAAAGUUAAGGGUCAAUAAGCUGAUUCUUCAGCUGUGCAUCGGGAAUCAUGACCUGUUCAUGAGGAGGAGGAGAGUGGACUCGCUGGAAGUCCAGCAGAUGAAGUCUCAAGCCAGGGAGGAGAAGGCAAGGCAGCAGAUGGAGCGUCAGAGGCUGGCCCGGGAGAAGCAGCUGAGAGAGGAGGCGGAGCGAGUGCGAGACGAGCUGGAGAGGAGGCUGCACCAGCUGCAGGACGAGGCUCAGAUGGCCAAUGAGGCCCUGCUGAGGUCAGAGGAGACGGCAGAACUGCUGCAUGAGAAAGCCCAGAUUGCGGAAGAGGAAGCCAAGCUGCUGGCGCAGAAAGCAGCCGAGGCAGAGCAGGAGAUGCAGCGGAUCAAAGUGACGUCCAUCCGCAGCGAGCAGGAGAAAAGGCUGAUGGAGCAGAAGGUGCUGGAGGCAGAGAUGCUAGCGCUCAAGAUGGCAGAGGAGUCUGAGAGGAGGGCCAAAGAGGCAGAGCAUCUGAAGCAGGACUUGCAGGAAGCUCGGGAGUCUGAACGCAGGGCGAAACACAAGCUGCUGGAGAUCACCAGCAAGUCUGCGUACACGACGACAAAUUCCAAUGCAAAUGCCCUGCCCAUUGAUAUCCCCAGCUUUAACUUGAGCAGUGACAAUCUCACUUUCGAUUUCAAAGAUACUGACAUGAAACGUCUGUCCAUGGAGAUCGAGAAGGAGAAGGUGGAGUAUAUGCAAAAGAGUAAAAACCUGCAAGAGCAGCUGAAUGAAUUGAAAACGGAGAUUGAGUCUCUGAAGCUGAAAGAGAGAGAGACUCCCUUAGACAUCCUGCACAACGAGAAUGCAGACAGGGGAACUAGUAAGCAGAGCACCAUUAAAAAGCUCACUUUGCAAAGCACAAAAACCAGGGUUGCCUUCUUUGAAGAGCUGUAGAAAGGAUAAAGAGAUUCCUGUCAGGAUGUCAAGGAGGGAGAGCAACACGAUGACCAAAAGACCAAAGUUUACAUGGGGAUGAUGUUUACUUCCACAGCACAUGUAAAAGCUGCAGUAACUCCCAGGACCCAAGUGUUAACAUCAUAUUAAUAUUCAUCACUUCUCAUGCUUUACUGCGCCAGGCAUCAAGCCACAAGGAUGACUUCUGACAGCAGUACACUGCAAAGGCAUCUGCUAUAUAUAUAAGCUCUUAGCUGUGCUGCGGCAAUAGCAGGCAAUCAUUUUGAUCUCGUCAGGAAAGGUUAUAGUAGUCUAUAAUUCCCGUCUUUAAAAGGAUGGCAGAUUUUAGGUGAGGAUUUUUAAAAGAAAAUAUUAUUUUUUCAAUCUGGGUCUUUUAAUACCACAGUUUCUUUGCAUAUUGACUUUGACAUUUGUUUUGGUUUGUAUAAAUAACACAUUCCAAACCAAUCAAAGCAUCCAGUAAAAUGAUACACUAGUUGCAUAAAAUCCAGAAAGAACAAAACUGUUAAGACUGUAGUUUAAGAAUGCAAAGCUUGAGUUUAAUGAGUAUUAGCUUUAAAUUUAUAUGCCAGAAGUUACCUGUAUCGAAUACGAAGUUUUUUCAGAAGAAGAAUACAACACUAAUGAUUUUACUGGUCAGUGCUCAAACGUGAGCAGGGGCGCAUGUAAUGCUUUGUGUGCAAAAUGCAGUAUUUGGAUGCAGUGGUUCAAUAAGCAUACAGUCUGCACUAGACAAUUCUAUGUAUUUGAUUUUGUAUCUGCUCCUGAACAGUGCUGUUAAGAAGUGUUAAAUACAUUAAGGACAGUCAUAAUUUACUGGUACAUUAUUAAGUCCAGGACAGGAUCUUGACAAAGGACAAGGGUCUUUAAGAUGGAAAUGUGGUCCAUACGUGACGGUCAGAAAUGACAUAUUUACUAUUGAAGUUGUUUCACCUUUAAUGGAACUACCAUCGGGUAUAUUAGCAGUAAUGAACUGGUCUAUUGACGCGUUCUCUUUUUUUUCAUGUCAAUUGAAUUCUUCGUCCCGAGACUCAGUUUUGCUAAGUUUAAGGCCCUACUUUGCAUCAAAUUUUUAAUGCGAGCGCCAUAUUUAAACAAUAUAUGUUUUAAUACAUAUUAUAACACGUUGUGUUUGGGUUUUUUUAAAUUUUUUUCCCCUCUAUUUUGGUCUUCACUUGUCCCAUCUUGCUGACCCUCGGCCCUUAUACGGACUUAUCGUUACUUCUGGGCAUUUUCAAACACUCAUUAAUUGCAAUAUACCUCUUUUUUGAAUAAAGUGCAACAGCCAGUGAAUUAUUUUGAGAUAUCUCUGUAAUGAAGGAAAUAUUAGAAUGCAGAUUCUAGGGCAAUAAUCAUUGAAGUGAACGUCCCUGUUUGGAACAGAAAUGCUAUCUGCUGGACUAUACUGGGUAAAACCUUUUUCAAAUCUUGUGUACACUAGCAAAACAAUCUGGGACUAAACCAGCUAUAUAUAUAUAUAUAUAUAUAUAUAUAUAUAUAUAUAUAUAUAUAUAUAUAUAUAUAAUUUAGAUGUCGGUGAGAAGAGAGAAAACACACUGCCAGACUAUAUAUCGAAUUUUAGUGUUCAUUGUGGUUUUAUUAAUUAAUAAAUAAAUAAAUAAAUAACA